AUGGCCAAAAUGGAGGUGAAAACGUCACUUCUGGACAAUAUGAUUGGGGUUGGAGAUAUGGUUCUUUUAGAGCCUCUCAAUGAGGAGACCUUCAUCAACAACCUCAAGAAGCGCUUUGAUCAUAAUGAAAUAUAUACGUAUAUUGGAAGUGUGGUUAUAUCCGUUAACCCAUACCGGCCCUUGCCCAUUUAUUCACCAGAGAAAGUGGAAGAUUACAGGAAUAGAAAUUUUUAUGAGCUGAGCCCUCACAUCUUUGCCCUGUCAGAUGAAGCAUACAGGUCCCUAAGAGAUCAAGAUAAAGACCAAUGUAUUCUCAUUACCGGGGAAAGCGGAGCAGGAAAAACAGAGGCCAGCAAGCUUGUUAUGUCCUACGUAGCAGCAGUUUGUGGAAAAGGAGCAGAAGUGAACCAAGUCAAAGAACAGCUUUUACAGUCCAAUCCAGUCCUGGAAGCUUUUGGAAAUGCCAAGACUGUAAGGAAUGACAACUCCUCUAGAUUUGGCAAAUAUAUGGACAUUGAAUUUGAUUUUAAAGGCGAUCCACUGGGAGGAGUGAUAAGUAACUAUCUUUUAGAGAAGUCUCGAGUUGUUAAGCAACCGAGAGGUGAAAGAAACUUCCAUGUGUUCUAUCAGCUGCUCUCUGGUGCCUCUGAAGAGCUCCUCAAUAAGCUUACACUCGAGCGAGAUUUCAGCAGAUAUAACUACCUGAGUUUGGACUCUGCCAAAGUUAAUGGAGUGGAUGAUGCAGCAAAUUUCAGAACUGUUAGGAAUGCCAUGCAGAUUGUGGGUUUUAUGGAUCACGAAGCUGAGUCUGUCCUGGAGGUGGUGGCAGCCGUGUUGAAACUGGGGAACAUCGAGUUCAAGCCCGAAUCUCGAGUGAACGGUUUAGAUGAAAGCAAAAUCAAAGAUAAAAAUGAGUUAAAAGAAAUUUGUGAGUUGACCGGCAUUGAUCAAUCAGUUCUAGAACGAGCUUUCAGUUUCCGAACGGUUGAGGCCAAGCAGGAGAAGGUUUCAACUACACUGAACGUGGCUCAGGCAUAUUAUGCCCGUGAUGCUCUGGCUAAAAACCUCUAUAGCAGGUUAUUUUCAUGGUUGGUAAAUCGAAUCAAUGAAAGCAUUAAGGCACAGACAAAAGUGAGAAAGAAGGUCAUGGGUGUUUUGGACAUUUAUGGUUUUGAAAUUUUUGAGGACAACAGCUUUGAGCAGUUCAUUAUUAAUUAUUGUAAUGAAAAGCUACAACAGAUCUUCAUUGAACUUACUCUUAAAGAGGAGCAAGAAGAGUAUAUACGGGAGGGCAUAGAAUGGACACACAUUGACUACUUCAAUAAUGCUAUCAUUUGUGACCUGAUAGAAAAUAACACAAACGGAAUCCUGGCCAUGCUGGAUGAGGAGUGCCUGAGGCCUGGCACGGUCACCGACGAGACCUUCUUGGAGAAGCUCAACCAAGUGUGUGCCACCCACCAGCACUUCGAGAGCCGGAUGAGCAAGAGCUCUCGGUUUCUCAAUGACACGUCCCUGCCUCAUAGCUGUUUCAGAAUUCAGCACUAUGCCGGCAAGGUGCUGUACCAGGUGGAAGGAUUUGUUGACAAAAACAAUGACCUUCUGUAUCGAGACCUGUCCCAAGCCAUGUGGAAGGCCAGCCACACCCUCAUCAAGUCUUUGUUCCCGGAAGGGAACCCAGCCAAGAUCAACCUGAAAAGGCCUCCUACAGCAGGCUCUCAGUUCAAGGCAUCCGUGGCCACGCUGAUGAAAAACCUGCAGACCAAGAAUCCAAACUACAUUAGGUGCAUCAAACCAAAUGAUAAAAAAGCGGCACACAUCUUCAACGAGGCUCUUGUGUGUCAUCAGAUCAGGUACCUGGGACUUUUGGAGAAUGUCCGAGUCAGGAGGGCAGGCUAUGCCUUCAGGCAGGCCUAUGAACCUUGCCUAGAAAGAUACAAAAUGCUUUGUAAACAAACAUGGCCUCAUUGGAAAGGACCAGCAAGGGCUGGCGUGGAGGUUCUCUUUAAUGAGUUAGAGAUUCCUGUAGAAGAGUACUCCUUUGGUAGAUCAAAGAUAUUCAUCCGGAACCCAAGAACAUUAUUCAAGCUAGAAGACCUGAGGAAGCAGCGUCUUGAGGACUUGGCCACUCUCAUUCAGAAGAUUUAUCGGGGGUGGAAAUGUCGUACCCACUUCCUACUAAUGAGAAAAAGCCAAAUUGUGAUAGCUGCCUGGUACAGGAGAUACGCGCAACAAAAGAGGUAUCAACAGAUAAAGAGUUCUGCCUUGGUAAUUCAGUCUUAUAUCCGGGGUUGGAAGGCCCGAAAAAUCCUGCGGGAACUGAAGCACCAAAAGCGCUGUGAGGAGGCAGCCACCACCAUCGCGGCCUAUUGGCAUGGUACCCAGGCGCGAAGGGAACUGAGCCGGCUGAAGGAGGAGGCUAGGAAUAAACAUGCUAUUGCAGUUAUUUGGGCUUACUGGCUCGGAUCUAAGGCUCGAAGGGAAUUGAAACGCUUGAAGGAGGAGGCUAGGCGUAAGCAUGCAGUCGCUGUCAUUUGGGCUUACUGGCUUGGACUAAAGGUCCGUCGGGAGUACAGGAAAUUCUUCAGAGCCAAUGCUGGAAAGAAAAUUUAUGAAUUUACGCUUCAGAGAAUUGUGCAAAAAUACUUCUUGGAAAUGAAAAAUAAGAUGCCUUCCUUAUCUCCAAUAGACAAGAACUGGCCAUCAAGACCUUACCUAUUUUUGGAUUCUACUCACAAAGAACUAAAAAGGAUUUUCCACUUGUGGAGGUGUAAAAAAUACAGAGACCAAUUCACAGACCAGCAAAAGCUGAUUUACGAAGAAAAAUUAGAAGCCAGUGAACUCUUCAAAGACAAGAAGGCUUUAUACCCAUCUAGUGUUGGGCAACCAUUCCAAGGAGCUUACCUGGAAAUCAACAAGAAUCCCAAGUAUAAGAAACUCAAAGAUGCUAUUGAAGAAAAGAUUAUCAUUGCUGAAGUGGUGAACAAAAUUAACCGUGCCAAUGGGAAGAGCACAUCCCGGAUUUUCCUCUUAACAAAUAAUAAUCUCCUUCUUGCCGAUCAAAAGUCCGGGCAGAUCAAGUCAGAGGUUCCUUUGGUGGAUGUGACCAAAGUAUCGAUGAGCUCACAGAAUGAUGGCUUCUUUGCCAUCCAUCUCAAAGAGGGCUCUGAAGCAGCUAGUAAAGGAGACUUUCUCUUCAGCAGCGAUCACCUUAUUGAAAUGGCCACAAAGCUGUAUCGGACGACUCUCAGCCAAACCAAACAGAAGCUCAGCAUCGAAAUUUCUGAUGAGUUCCUGGUUCAGUUCAGACAGGAUAAAGUAUGUGUGAAGUUUAUUCAGGGCAACCAGAAAAAUGGGAGCGUCCCAACGUGCAAACGAAAAAACAACCGUCUCCUUGAAGUUGCUGUUCCUUAA
Puma concolor (puma) is the source of this 3411-nucleotide messenger RNA. It is a transcript of the gene MYO1B, whose product is annotated as myosin IB. The record is from RefSeq and is a predicted model, not a curated record. Gene Ontology annotation, cellular component: plasma membrane; cytoplasm; myosin complex. NCBI's taxonomy places the organism in Eukaryota, Metazoa, Chordata, Mammalia, Carnivora, Felidae. Gene Ontology annotation, biological process: actin filament organization; actin filament-based movement; endocytosis. Gene Ontology annotation, molecular function: microfilament motor activity; ATP binding; actin filament binding.